This is a messenger RNA of Exophiala oligosperma, 1200 nucleotides long. RefSeq lists its product as uncharacterized. Bases 1 to 1200 code for a protein of 399 amino acids. Lineage: Eukaryota; Fungi; Ascomycota; Eurotiomycetes; Chaetothyriales; Herpotrichiellaceae. Gene Ontology annotation, molecular function: high-affinity zinc transmembrane transporter activity. Gene Ontology annotation, biological process: zinc ion import across plasma membrane. The record is from RefSeq and is a predicted model, not a curated record. Gene Ontology annotation, cellular component: plasma membrane. The transcript has 3 exons.
AUGGCAUUCUUGGGCGCUCCUCAAACUAGUAGUACAUUCGACCCGAGAAACGUCGAUCUCGCCACGGCCAACGCGCGCGACGUGAUAUGUGCGCUCACCCUCGCGGAGUCGGGCAACGGGUACAAUGGACACCUGGGGGCGAGGGUGUCUUCGAUCUUUGUCAUCUUGUUUGUAUCUUCGGCUGCGACGGUUUUUCCGGUGUUGGCAAAGUGGUUUCCACGUCUGAGACUGCCGCUUUACGUCUAUCUCUUUGUGAGGUAUUUUGGAGCCGGUGUGAUUGUCGCCACGGCCUUUAUACACCUUCUUGACCCCGCCUACGAUGAGAUCGGCCCUAGUACUUGUGUCGGCAUGACUGGUGGGUGGGCAGAGUAUUCAUGGUGUCCGGCCAUCGUGUUAGCUUCUGUCAUGAUCAUCUUCCUCAUGGACUUUGCGGCCGAAUGGUAUGUAGAGGUCAAGUAUGGCAUCGGUAACCCUCAUCCAGACCUUCAGGAGGCAAUCACGGGAGUAGGAGGGGGAGGAGGUGGUGGUGGUGGUCAAGCAGAGAGAGCAUCCCAGGAGCAAAGAAGAGGAGACCAUGACACAGAAGGACAUGGCCCUAGCAGCGUCUGUGUCUUACCUAUCUCGAGUUCGAGGAAAUCGGCCUUUGAGAAACGAUUCAUCGAAACUGCUGUCGAUAUGAAUGGAGAUCUUGAGGCCGCGGCGGUGCAGACGGCAUUCCGUCAACAGAUUGCCGGCUUCCUCAUCCUCGAGUUCGGCAUCAUAUUCCACUCUGUCAUCAUCGGUAUGAAUCUUGGGGUUUCCGGCGAUGAAUUUAGCACCUUGUACCCCGUGCUGGUGUUUCAUCAAUCCUUUGAAGGUUUAGGGAUUGGUGCACGAAUGUCUUCCAUACCGUUCGAUAGAAGGAGUUGGCUACCAUGGAUUCUCUGCGCCAUGUAUGGCCUUACGACGCCCGUCUCCAUUGCCAUCGGAUUGGGGUUGAGAACGACUUACAAGCCAAAUAGUUUUACAGCCAACGUUGUGAGUGGUAUUUUUGAUGCAGUGUCUGCUGGAAUCUUGAUCUAUAGUGGGUUGGUGGAGUUGUUGGCCCGAGACUUCAUUUUCAAUCCGGUCAGGACCAGAGAUGGGAAGAGGAUUGUUUUCAUGCUCGUCAGUGUUUACCUUGGUGCUGGGAUUAUGUCGCUGUUGGGCCAUUGGGCAUAA